AUGCACCGAAAACCAGGUUGGAGGAAUACUGUGAGCGACUCGGUGUGUUGGCACCAAGAACAGGCCCUAAAUACAAACAUUUUCAUCCUUAAAGAAUUUGGUCCAAUUGGAUUCCUACUUAAAGAGGAUGGAGAAGCAAGAAACUUUAAAGUUUUCAUGGGGGAACCUCACACUUGUACAUGCUCAACAUUCCAGAAAGAGAAAGAGCCGUGCAAGCACAUUUGCUGGGUUUUACUGCGUAAAUUCAGAGUACCAAGGGACCAUGAAUACUGCUACCAGGUGGGGCUCGGGGAGAGACAGAUCCUGGAAAUCCUACAAGGAUUUCACAAGCCAGCUGCCCCCCAGCCGAAAAGCAAAUCCCCGCCUGACUCUCUGACGCAAAGCUCCGAUGAAGAGGAAUGGAGCAUCCAUCAGAAAGACAUUGGAGAGGAUGAUGUAUGUCCCAUUUGUCAGGAGGAGCUGCUGAGCAAAAGACUACCUGUGACUUACUGCAGGUUUGGGUGUGGAAACAGUGUUCACAUCUCUUGUAUGAGAAUCUUGGCCAACCAUCAGAUUAGGGCAGACUCGGAAGCCAUGGUGAAAUGCCCUCUGUGUCGGGAGGACUUUAUCGCUAAAUCGCUGCUGUUGGAACAGGUAAGGAAUGCCAGCAAACUCUACACCGUCUCGGAGAGGGAACGACCAGACAAACACCUCGGAAUCACGUGCAACAGUUGCAGAGCCUGUCCUAUCACUGGCAAAUGUUUCAAGUGCACUGCUUGCAGCUAUUACCAUUUGUGUGAGGACUGCACCAAGAGAGACUGUCAUCCUCAGCAUAGUUUUGUUGUACGAACGUGUGACACGGUCCCUCGGCACGUUUUGGAGAGUUUGCCAACGGUGAAGGUUCGGCAGGGCUCGAAGCAUCUGGAGCCAGGACAGCAGUGUAGGAUGUGCCUAAAAUGCUUUUCUGUGGGCCAAUACAUUAGGCACCUCCCCUGUCACCACAAGUUCCACAAAGACUGCAUCGACAAAUGGCUGCACCGGUUCAAUUUCUGUCCACUGGACUGUCAUGUCUUCUACAACCCCCUCAAGUGGAAAGCCACGGAGAGCAAGACAGCAAACACUCAGGCUCCACCAACUAACCCUCGGAUCAGGUCGGCCACUCAGAAGCAACAAGACUUAUUCAUUCCUGGAACUGGCCUGCAAGAACGUAUAGUUCAAGGGGAUAACCCGCCAUGUAUGGUGAGGUCAAAGAUGUCUCUGCCUGGCAACCUGAUUCCUCCCCCUUUGGAACCAUCAGUGGCCAACACCAGGGAUCUCUGCAUCAACAGCCUGCAGUUAAAAGUAUCUCAUGGAACCAGCGAUUCAAAAAAGUUUGUCAACCGAUUUAGAACAGCCGAAUCCAUUCAAAGAUGUCCAUCCAUGGGCCAGGUGACAACAACCUUGGCGUCUAUGAAAGGAGAGGGUGCAGUCAAGGCCAGUGGGAACAUGUCGUCAAAACGUAUCACUGACUGUAUAGGGGAGAACCUGGUUGAAAUCUCCAGCAUUGCUGGGGGAACCCAGCAGGGCCUGAUUGUGGGGUUAAACAGUCCCGACACCAAUGCUCUUCCAAGGGUGGUUGCAGCUCCACACAGGGUAAGGCCACUGAGGAAAGUGAAGCCCAGAGAGGUGAGGCCUAGUGUGGGCAGCGGGCACACACAGAAUCUCGAUCUGUUGAUGAUGGGGAUUGUUAUCAACACCACACACAGAGGGAAAAAAUAA
Molecule: messenger RNA, 1737 nt
Organism: Chanos chanos (milkfish)
Lineage: Eukaryota; Metazoa; Chordata; Actinopteri; Gonorynchiformes; Chanidae
Gene: zswim2
Product: zinc finger, SWIM-type containing 2
Exons: 9
Coding region: 1-1737 (578 amino acids)
Molecular function (GO): zinc ion binding; ubiquitin protein ligase activity
Source: RefSeq, a predicted model, not a curated record